This is a messenger RNA of Somion occarium, 1489 nucleotides long. The record is from the annotation of a GenBank genome assembly. NCBI's taxonomy places the organism in Eukaryota, Fungi, Basidiomycota, Agaricomycetes, Polyporales, Cerrenaceae.
AAGCUCCAGUAGCCACACAUCACAGUGCAAAAGGCAUAUAAGCGGCAAGGCCUGCGCCAUCGACCACUUACCUUCGCUUCGUGUCCCUUCAGCCACUACAACUGUACGCGUUUCUUGCUGAACGCACCAGCGCAUACCUUGUCGUGACGGAUCCGACAUGUCUCCGCAACCUCGCCCAAUUCUGAAACGCGAUUCAUCCUUUUAUAAGCAAAUAAGCAUCCCGCUUCCAUUCGCAGCUUGCGGAUCCAUCUUCUCCCCCCACGUUCAUUUCCCUCCGACUCCGGGUCUCAGUGAGACACAUCCGGCGCAUUCUCCGCAGACGUAUGAUCGCGCCCCGAUCGUCGUUUCUCCCAAUGCGUGCCUGCUUCCCGAACGUCAUGACCGGAGAGUGUACUCACCUACGAUUGAGGUCGAGAUUGAAAGGCCACAGCGAGGUCGCCCCCGAUCCCGUACAUCGAAACACGCGAGCGUGAAAGGCAGUUACUUUCACCCGCGGGCGUACGAGGCAUGCGAACCUGAGCCACCAAGCGACUCGGUACCUGUCUGCCCGCCACCGCUUGUCCACGACUCAUCUUCUCCUUCCGAUGAAGACAUGGUCAGCACACCGCCUGACCAUCGUAUAUCAUGGUUUGAAUCCGAUGGCAGGUUACCUCUCUUGACGGAUGUAUAUGCCUCUCCCGUUUCGCCGCAAGGCUCUGACCACGGACCCGACCUUUAUACUGUGGCCUACGGAGUGGAGAAGAGGCAGCGGCCAAAUUUGGGGCGUAUGGGUAAUUCCCUGUCUGCAAAGGCGGCAAAGGGAUUCUGUGCACAAUUGGAUGAAGGAUGUCUGGGUGGGUUCUAGUAGCUGCGAGGGACUUUGAUGUGAUGGUUCUCGAUGCCGUCUUUGGCCAUCCCGGAUCCCUCUUCCGCUGGUGAUAAUUAUACCCAUUUUACAUACAUACCAAGAGUUCAUGUGAUGGAACAGGCGCAGGUCGCCUGGUUUCGAAUGUGCUGGAUAACUAUAACAUUCGAACCCCUUUGUCGGAAUCCACUUCACUGUAGAUGGAGCGCAUGCCAGCGACUUCUUGUGAGCUUCCAAAGCUCCCAAAUACAAGAUUUCCUCUGCAGGAGGCAUUGCUGCUUAGUGCGAAGGUUUGAUAUCAAUCUCAAUGCAGUCUCUGUGUUUCGAAGAACCGAGGUGGAAAUGAUGCUGAAAAUCAACAUCGAGACUCUGAGAGCGGUGCUUGACCGAUCCGAUCACGAUCUUGCGUUCAAACUUCAAAGCAUUGCGGCUCUGGGAAUGAUGCAUGUACUACAGACUCAUCAGUUUUCAUGCAUGCCUGUAGGUUGCGUAAAUGUUUCGUAUCCUGCGCAGCGAGGUGUACAUUUAAGGGCAUGAGACCUCAUGAGACUCUACAAUGGGGUCCGUCCCUUCAGGCUUCAUGCGUCCAUGUGAUUGACACUCAAGUUAUUGAGAGAUCAAGAGGAUGUUCGUUCGUGGCAUUCU